CACCAUGUGUGCGACAGAGCACUGCCAAGAAUAUUAAUUAGAAAUUCUGGUUUUAUUUAAGCAGAAAGAAAUAGCGUCAAGUUUUAUUCCAGUAGGUACGCUGAAUUUGUUUUUGCUUAGUUUAUAUUCCAAAAGAUUAAAUCCCAAGGAAGUUUCAUUCUUCAUUUUUGACUACUAACAUAUUCAUGUAAUUUAGUGGAAAGUACUUGUUCUAGUACUUUUCUCAUAAACCCAUUCUCUUAGUGGAAAAUCUCAAUCCUUAAUACUCCCACUAUGUGCCCUUUUGUCCUUAUUUUUUUAGGACCAUUCGUUUCCAACAAAACGCGUAAAAGUGUAAAUUUUCUAUUCAGAAACUCUAUUUUUGAUAUCUUAUCAUCUCAUCCUCCCUAACUUAGUAACUUUACUAUGUUUUGUAGAUAUUUUUUGUUCUUUUCCUGACUCAAAAGAUAUUUGAUGAGAGAGCUCCAAGAAACAAGCACAAUCUUGGCUUGAGGUUUCAUAUACUUUCUUGCUUCUUCAUCUAGACACUCUGUUUAAUCCCUUUUGUCCAUAUCUUUAGCACUUAAACUUUGUGUUUGUCAUGUUGCUGUUUUAACAUUCUAUUUAACAGUAUUUGGCAGUUGAUGUCUAGAUGAUUGUCUUGUACUGUGUACACUCUAUUAUAUUGUUGCAAUCAUGUGAUUUGUGGAUGUUUGCCUUAGUUUUCUGGAAUUUGUCCCCUGAUGCCUUCUAAUCUUUUAAUGUUAGUGACCGUAUAAAAGGUUUAAGAGAAGUACAUCCCAAUUUUGCGUAAACAUUGAAGUUGGUGUCUUUUUGCUGAAACAUGUCCUAUUUCAUUAGAAUUCUUGGGCUGUUGAGGACUUGAUGUUAAUCUAUGAGGUAUAUUCUGGCUACUAGUCUUGGUUUCUGAAUUUCUGAUCCAAUCAGAAAACAUAUAGAAAGAAAGGGGGCGGAGAGGCCUCUUGAUUACCUAUUUCAUCAGAAAAAUAGAGCUUGAGGUUAGUUUCAAGAUUCAGGAGGAAGGAUCAUCCAAAGUUUAGGCCUUUGACUUUAACCCAACCUGUUGUACCUUUUGCCUGGAAAUGGGUGAUGAUAAAUCAGUGGUCACAGUUCCUGAUGGGGAACAACACAUAAUUGCUGCAGCUCAUCACCUUGUGAAGGCGUUACGAGCCAGCACGAGCUUGAGCAUUGAAGUUAGAAGAAGUCUAGCCGAUCUUGACAUUCACUUGGCUGCAAUGACUGAAGCAAAAGAGGAUGAGACCUCAAGUCUCAGAGAGAUUGAAGGUAGGUUCAAGUCAGCUCAGGUAAAGAUCUUGACUUUGCAGUCGAAUUUCUUGAAGAUAUGGGAUGCUGGUCCUUCACAACUUCUUGAGUACCUGCACGCUGUAGAAGAAGUUCGAACUAUAACGGUGACCUUGCAAAGCGUGGCUCCAAACCAUAAUGGGAAACAAAACAGACUAGCUAAUCAAGCUCACAGUGUGUUGCAAAUGGCAAUGGCAAAACUGCAGGAAGAAGUUAUCAACAUUCUUGCACAGAAUAAGCUGUGUUUUGGGCAUGAUUAUGUGUCAUUCCACUCGUGUGAAGAGUUCGUUGUGGAUGAGGAGUCGAUGGUUUCAACUGAAAAUGAUUCAGUUGUGGGAACUUCUUGCAGGGAGAGUAGUGGAGCUGAAUCAGAAGAAUGUAUAAUGGAUUUGGUUCAUCCAUAUAUUGUUCCUCAUGUCAAGUCUAUUGCAGAUGUAAUGUUCGCUUCACAUUACGAUCAGGAAUUUUGCCAGGUCUUUAUCAGAUUCUGGAAAGAUGCAUUAAAUGACUACUUAAGGCUUUUCUGUAUGCAACAAACCAGCAUUGAAGAUGUGCUGAGAAUGGAUUGGACUUGUUUGAGUUGCAGAAUAAAGAAGUGGCGCCAGGCAACGAAGAACGUUAUUGCAUUCUAUCUCCCUAGUGAGAAAAACCUCUUUGAUCAACUUCUAGGUGAGUUUGGAUCUGUUAGCUCAAACUGUUUCAUUGAAGCUUCAAAGGAUGCAAUGUUGUGUCUUUUAAAUUUUGGCCAAGCUGUAGCUAUUGGCCCCCUUCGGCCAGAACGCCUUUUUUGUUUACUUGAUAUGUUUGAGCUUCUAAGAGAUCUUUGUCUAGACGUGGAUGCUUUGUUUUGUGAAAAUCAGGGUAGUUUCAUUAAAAUGGAGUACCAUGAACUCCUGAAAAAUCUUGGAGAUUCUGCAAAAGCAAUCUUUCUGGAGUUAGGGAAUCACAUUGCUUCAAACACUUCAACAACUCCCUUCUACGGAGGAGGUGUUCAUCCUCUUACCAAGUACGUUAUCAAUUAUUUCAUGCUUCUUUCAGAAUAUUGUGAUACCUUGAAGUUCCUUCUUGAGGACAGAGAGGUACAGAAUUUGGAAGGCGUUGUUGAUGCUAUGGCCAGGCUCGACGUUUCUUCUGAAUUCUCAUGUCCAUUGGCUCUUCACUUGCAGUCAGUAGCAUCCAUGCUUGAAUCCAACCUUGACAAAAGGUCCAAUUUAUAUAAAGAUGGUUCUUUAAAGCACAUAUUUCUGAUGAACAACAUCCAUUACAUGGUUCAGAAAAUCAAGAACUCCAAAAUUAGAACUUGUUUUGGUGAUGAGUGGAUAAAAAACCGUAUUGUAAGAUACGUGCAGCACGAAAAAAGGUACGAGAGAAUAACAUGGAGUCCUAUCUUGUCUUUGAUUACCGGUUAUGAGAAAUCAGGAAAGACAGUUCUCAAGGAGAGGUGCAGAAAUUUCAGUAUUGCUUUUGAGGAUGUGUACAAGAACCAGACAGGAUGGACUAUCCCAGAUAUUGAGCUUAGAGAAGAAUUGAGAAUUUCAACAGCGUUAAAGGUUGUUCAUGCCUACAGGCCAUUUAUUGGACAUGUGAAGAAAUCUAUUAGUGACAAGCACAUAAAGUAUACUGAAGAUGAGUUGGAGAAGUAUCUCCUGGAUUUUUUUCAAGGUUCAACAAAGUCACUGAAUCAUCAUCAAUGGAGGAGGUGAAAGUUGAAUUUUUAUGGUUGAAGUGUAUGCUCUUUUUUCAUGCAUUCAUAUGUAAUUUAUCAACUAAGUAGUGACUUGGUGUCUUUGUACCCUUUCCUUUCCCCUUGUAUAGCUGCUGCCUAUAGUUCUCCAGUUUAAUCUAGUAUCAUCAUGACCUUUUUGGUAUAUGCAUUCCUUUUAAUUUGAUGGUUUCAA
Molecule: messenger RNA, 3200 nt
Organism: Nicotiana tabacum (common tobacco)
Lineage: Eukaryota; Viridiplantae; Streptophyta; Magnoliopsida; Solanales; Solanaceae
Source: RefSeq, a predicted model, not a curated record